Molecule: messenger RNA, 2003 nt
Organism: Thamnophis elegans (Western terrestrial garter snake)
Lineage: Eukaryota; Metazoa; Chordata; Lepidosauria; Squamata; Natricidae
Product: H-2 class I histocompatibility antigen, Q9 alpha chain-like
Exons: 9
Coding region: 72-1163 (363 amino acids)
Biological process (GO): immune response
Cellular component (GO): external side of plasma membrane
Source: RefSeq, a predicted model, not a curated record
GAUCGUCGGAGUGAGUCUCCAUUUCCCUGCAACUUCGAGAGCAGGGAGGCUGGUUGAGGAUCGCGGGUAAGAUGGCCGUGAGCUUUGCGCCCCUCUGGCUCCUGGUGCUGCUGGCGAUCGCCCAAUGGGAGAGUUCCGUUGGCGCCUCCUCCCACUCCAUGAAGUAUUUCUCCACCUCCAUCUCGGACCCCAGUCAGGGGGAGCAGCCCCACUUUGUCACUCUGGGGUACGUGGAUGAUCAGGUCUUCGUUCACUACGACAGCCACAGCCAGAAGAUGCAGCCUCGAGUCUCCUGGAUGGAGAAGGUGGGGAAGGACAAUCCCCAGUACUGGGACAGAGAGACACAGAGAGAACGUGGCGUUGAGGAGGGGUUCAGAGUAGACCUGGAGACUCUGAGGCAUCGCUACAAUCAGAGCGAAGGCCUUCACACAUGGCAGCAGAUGCUUGGCUGUGAGCUCCGAGGAGACGGGAGGAAAGGAGGAUUUUGGCAGUAUGGCUACGAAGGGAGGACCUUCAUCACCUUUGACAAGGAGACCCUCACCUGGGUGGCUCCCGUCCCCCAGGCCCAGAUCACCCAGAGGAAAUGGGAUGCUCUUUCACCACAAAAUCAGUACUUCAAGUCCUACCUGGAGGAAAUCUGCAUUGAGUGGCUGGAGAAGUACCUGUCCUAUGGGAAUGAGACACUGCAGAGGACAGAGACCCCAAAGGUGACGGUGAGCAGCCGGACAGAGGUGGAGGAUGGGAUGGAGAUGCACAUCUGCCGCGUGGAUGGCUUCUACCCCAGGGAGAUCGAUGCCUCCUGGAGGAGGGAUGGGGAGGUAUGGCUGGAAGAGACCUUCCAUGGGUCUGUGGCCCCCAAUGCGGAUGGGACCUACCACUACUGGCUCAGCAUCCGGAUCGACCCCAAAGAGAGGAGCCGCUAUCGGUGCCACGUGGAGCACGAUGGCCUGCAGGAGCCUCUGGACUUGGAGCUGAAGGAACCAACCAAUUCAAAAUCCAACCUGGGGCUCAUCAUUGGCUGUGUUGUGGCUGCCCUUGUCCUGGUGUGUGUGAUUGCUGGAAUUGUUGUAUUCUUCAAAAAACGUCAAGAUGACUACAAAGCAGCACCAACAAGUGACAAAGGAUCCAGCAGUUCAGACCAGGGGAGCAACCAGAAGGUUUAGCAGCCCCCUUGCAGGGGAGACGCCCAGCAUGAGGAGAGAGGAGAGAAGAUGGGAUCGGCCUCCUUCUGAAUUAGGCCGGACUCUCAGGAGGAGCCCUUCAGGACCUUCCUGCAUGCUGGAACCAGGAGGGAUUUUUGGGUCUUUCAUCACUGCUUUUAUCACUGAAUCAGUAAACUGUUUCUAUUAUGAUUGAGGAGCAGAGGAGAAAAGAAUAUAUUGAUUGUUACUAAUUGUGGGAUCCAAAGAUUUCAAAUUGGGUUUCAUAGAUAAUAGUUUAUCAUAGAUAAAUCGGUUGCAUAACCCCCUUAAUGGGCUUUUGCUGAUUAGUCUUAGUGGAUAGAGGUUAGAGGCUAAAGAUGAGGUUUUAGAGACGUGUUUAUAGAGAAUGGGGUGAGGAAUCAGAUGAAGAAUUUAUUGGUUUUACUUUAAGAAAGAUUGAUAAGUUGUUAAUUUUCAUUAUAUUUGUUGGGGAUGAAGGUGGAGGUUAGUUUUGUUUUUUCUUGUGUUUGUUUUAUCUGCUUAAUGUGAUCUUCGAUGAAACAAUUACUAAGAAAAGUAUGCGUUUUGAGAUUUUUGCGGCUAAAUUAGUUGAUGUAUUUUUAAUUGAUUGUUGUACAGUUAUUUGACCAUAUAUUUCAUAACACAAAGUUUGACAAUCCAUAUACUGAGGGUAACAUUUGACAGUGAUUUUUUUUAUAGAUUGGCAUUUAUGCCUUUUCAUGAUUUAGAAAAACGGAUGAUGGAAUCAAUUGUCAGGCUCCUCUCUCCUUCACAAUUGCACAACUUUUGUAAGUUUGCCAAAAUUUGUUUGAUGGAAAUAAAGGCUUUCUUUUCCUCUUA